UGGAAGCGGGUUGGGCAGUUUAAGAUUCAGGGGUCUUGGACUGAGCGGUUCGCGCGCACCCGGCCAGAGCUCACUGAAGCCACGCCCCUCCCCCGCCCAGACCACGCCCAAGCCCCCAUCAAACUCCUCCCGGAGGUCCCCUCCCGCUUGAUUUCCUCCCCCGUGGGUGGAGGCCCUGAGGAGAGUAGCGUCCCUCAGUCCAGCGCCGUCAGCCGCGUGUCUACUGCAUCUUCGGGUUCGCUGAUCUCCACCCCGCCUGGGCCUGCACCCCCAGCAUGUUGUUGAGCUUGAAUGAGUGGCUGUGGCAGGAGAGGUUCUGGUUACCACCCAACAACACAUGGGCAGAGCUGGAGGACCGAGAUGGCCUGGUGUUCGCCCACCCUCACCACAUGCUUGCUGCCUUGCCAAUGGCUCUGGUCCUGGUGGCUCUGCGCAUCACCUUUGAGAGAUUUGUGGCCUUGCCGCUGAGCCGGUGGAUGGGUAUACGGGAUCAAGUCAGGAGGCAGAUAAAGCCCAACCCAGUGCUGGAGAAAUACUUCCUCAGGAUGGGGCAGAGACCCGUGGAGAACCAGAUGGUCCUCCUGGCUGCCCAGUGCGGUCUCACACUGCGACAGACUCAGCGCUGGUUCAGGAGACGUCGGAACCAGGAUCGGCCUCACUUGUCCAAGAAAUUCUGUGAAGCCAGCUGGAGGUUUGUCUUCUACCUGUGUUCCUUCGUGGGUGGCAUCUCUAUCCUCUACCAUGAGCCAUGGUUGUGGACAGUGGCAUUGUGCUGGGAAAAUUAUCCAUACCAGACCCUGAAUGUGGCCCUGUACUGGUGGUACCUCUUGGAACUGGGCUUCUACAUUUCACUGCUAAUCACUUUGCCCUUUGACAUCAAACGCAAGGACUUCAAGGAGCAGGUGGUGCACCACUUUGUGACCGUGGGGCUGAUCGCCUUCUCCUACAGCUCCAACUUGUUGCGCAUUGGCUCUGUGGUACUGCUGCUGCAUGAUUGCUGCGACUACCUGCUGGAGGCUUGUAAGAUGUUCAACUACACCCACUCUCGGCGAGUGUGCAACGCUCUCUUCAUCAUCUUCUCCUUAGUCUUCUUCUACACUCGCCUCGUGUUCUUCCCCACUCAGGUCAUCUACUCCACUCUGUUUGACUCCAUCAAGAGCUCGGGCCCCUUCUUUGGGUACUACUACUUUAAUGUGCUCCUGGUGAUGCUGCAGAUUCUUCAUGUAUACUGGUUCUGCCUUAUCCUGCGAAUGAUCUGCAGUUUCCUGAUGAAGGGUCAGAUGGGAAAGGACAUCCGUAGUGAUGUGGAAGAAUCAGACUCCAGUGAUGACGAGGCAGUUCCUGAAGGUCCCCAGCUGAAGAAUGGGAAGGCUCGAGGGUCGGGACCAGCCAUCGCCAAUGGCCCUCGGAGCCGGGCAGCUGGGCGCCUGGCCAAUGGGCAUACCCAAGCCACAUAGACAACCUAGGAAUGACAUUGUGGGGUUUUCUCCAGCAUUGUGGAUAUCUGGAUGCUGGGCUGGUGACCCUGGGAGACAGGGAGGCCCUCCCCGAGGUAGGAAGAGGACUGAUGAUCUGUUUCCAGCACUUCCCUCCUGUCCCUUCUCCCUUUAUCCCUUUGAGCAACUGGACAGAGCCUGGGGGAGCAGUGGACUCUGCAUCUGGCCAGAGCCACCUUCAGGCUGUAGCCUGAGGGCUGUGGAGAACCUUGGCUUCAAGGACCAAUAAAAUUUCAACAGAGAUGAAUUCUCUGCCUGAGAGCUUUGGUUCCCUUCACAGCUUCUCCUCUCCAUUACUCUGUUGACAAGAUUCCUCACUGCCACAUCAAGCUUUAUGUCCAUUCCCACCCACAUAGCAUCAUGGCAUGAAGAUACUCCCUGCCCCUCAGUCUACACCUUCACCAUGUUCUCCACAGUAGCCUCCAGGACAGUAUUAGCUGAUAGGCUCUGGCUUACAGGAAAGAAGGUAUUAAGCUUAGCUGCUGCUCCUCUAUCUGAGGUUACACAGCAUUCUUGGUCCAAGUCAGAAGGUAGUAGCAGAGACCUAAGCAUGUCCUUGUAGUCCCUUGCUUAAAGUAACCUGCAGUCCCACCCUGGGGUCUUUAUACUCUUGGGACAGUGGAGACCCAAGGGUUGAUGUGAGGUCACUGUCUUCAGAAGUGCUAUAGGAGAACAUUCUCCUCCAAGAUGGAGGCUGGGUGACCAGUGUCAUUUAACUUAUCAAUCAAAGCCACAGGAUCCAUGUAUGGUUAGACCAUGCCAUUUGUGGGAGGAUGCAAGAGGGACUGAAUGUCAUGGAAGAGAGAGAAGCAGAGACAGUGGGGAGAAGCAGGCCACCUUGGGGGACAUCCAAAAAUAAAUGCUCUGGGGACAAAGAGCAGAGCCUGGCAUGGCAGUUCAUGACUGACAUCUAACACCAGAGAGGAAGAAGCCAGUAGGCUGGAAAAACACACAAGCCUGGGAUACAAAGCAGGACCCAGUCUCAAAACAAGCAAUGGGAGGGGGUGUCAAGGAACAGGUACCUAGAAUAGAAAACAGGACAAAAAUCUGAGAUAGAAACAGCUAAGAAAAAGAUGGAAAAAUGGGGGAAGAAUGAGGGCCAUUUAUAGGUGCAGAAUGGGAUGGUGAGAUGAGAUGUGGAUUUUAACUUCUUGGGAUAUAUGGGAGAAAUGAAGAGAAAUAUGGCUUCUGUUGAGAGAAUAACAAUUCAAGGGGAACAAAAGUUAAGUAACACAGGCAGAGACUGCAAAGACUUGUGAAAGAGCCAGGAAGACAAGGCAACAGAAGGAAAGGAAAGAAAAAGGAAGUGGGGUGGGGGAGAUAAAAAGAAGAAUAAGGAAAAAAGGAGAAAGAGAAAACUGUUGUAGAUAGUGCAUGGAUGAGUAACCUGGAAAAGAAUAGGAAGGGGCAUUUGAGAAGGAAGGAAGAGGGAUAUUGAUGAGAGAACAUGAGGGAUGGAAACGGGUAUGGCCACUAGCCUGAAAUAGGUUUGAUGUUAUGAGUCCUUCUGUCCUGCCAGCCAGUCCCAAAUUAUGACACAGAGACUUCUAAUUAAUUAUGAAAGUUCAGCUGGUAGUUUAGGCUUGUUUCUAACUAGUUCUUAUAACUUAAGUUAACCAUAUCUUUAAUCUACAUUCUUUUACAUGGCUUGGUUACCUUUACUUUGUAAAGCCCAUGCUGCUUGCUCUGUGUCCCUGGCAUCUCCUCACGACUCCACUCUUCCUCUUCCCAGCAUUCUCUCUGCCCUGAAAAUCCUGCCUACCUAUUGGCCAUUCAGCUUUUUAUUAAACCAAUCAGAGUAACACAUAUUCACAGUGUACAAAAACAUUUUCCCACAACAUUUCCCCCUUUUUGUCUAAAUAAAAAGGAAAGAUUUUAACUCUAACAUAGUAAAACUAUAUACAGUAAGAACAAUUAUCAGGUAUUGUUUAAAUAGAAAGGAAAGGUAUUAACUUUGACAAAUGAAACUAGAUGCAAUAAGAACAGUUAUCAAGUAAGAAUUACAUCCACAAUGUCCAGUCCAUUUGUAUUUGGCAAAUUUAGAGAAAACAUUUCAUUAUCUAUCCUCUCUUGAUGAGUCCAAAGUUUAGUACUAAUUUAUCUUCUAUCAUAACUAAGAAAAACUAUAAUUAUCUAGUCUUCAAUUCCAUCAAAGACCCCGGAAGGAUAUAAUAUUACCAAGUAAACAGGAAGUGUAGUGCAAGAUGCUUCCACACCUAUAGAAAUGACAGGCAUCUGUCACACAAGUUUCCUCUGUAAUACUGGGGUAUCUGUCUUUGCCCUACAGACCUAGACUAUCUGGCAGACUUUUUUAUGAAGCAUGAAUUUUGAAGGGCUGUCCUGCCUUAUCUUGGCAAAGUUCAACAGUCCUUUUCCUUUAUGUCCUGCUUGUCCAGUUUGUACAACAUACUGUCAGCAGUCAAGGCAAAAACAGUUUCUUUGCCCAGUGGCUAACCUUGCCACAAUGAAAGCAAACUGUAUAAGGAGUUUCUUCGAUACCCAUUAUCUUUUCUGAAGUAAAUCGGUGCUGCCAGGAGCAGACAUGUCUCAUUGUCAUAAAAAGCCUCAGGUUAUUAAACAUCUUAAAUGCCAUAUUCUGUAGGUCUUUGGAGUGUUUGAAGACCAUCUAGCUAAAUGUAUCAGUUUAAUCUUGUAAACAUACCUAAUAUGACUAAAAGUUUGAUUAUCAUAGAAGACUAACUAAUAACCUGCAUUCCUUAAUUAUACAUUACAUUUGUAAAUGAGCUGCAUAAACACAAUACCUCAAACAAGAGUAGAAACAUAAUUCAGUAUAACAAAAAUAACCUUAAAUUUGUAUCAAUAUAUAAAAAUCCAUACUAAUAUAAAGUAUUUGAGACAGUGGUUGUUCAAAAGUAGACUCAACAAUCCACCCUUUUAUCCUAUCAUUUCUAUACUAUAUCUCCCUUUUUUCCUUCAGAAAAAGAUCCCCAAAUCUAAUCUCCUUUAUUUAGCUUUCCCCUGACCAUGACCAGUAACAAUUUGUAACCAAUCCCCCUAAAUGAUGACAAACAUUCAUAACUCAACAAAUGACCAGAAACCAUCCACCUCACCUCUUGGGAAUGUGGGCAUUGUCUUCUCCAGACUGCUUCCUGUUGCCUGGGGGUGCUGGAAUCUUCAGGACCUUGAAAAGUUAGGAUAAUGGUCAAGUCCUGGCUAGAAUAGUCUGUAAGGCUGGACCAUCUCAGCCAGCAGACUUGAAACUGUUCUGGAUACAGAACUCUGAGGAAACUACAACAGAGGCACUCUGAGAGCCUGGAUCACCUGGGCCACCAGUUUUCAUCAGUGUCUGGUCACCAUGCUCUGAAAACACAUCCACUUUCAAAGGUAACAUACAUAUUAAUGCAAGUAUGGUCUGUGCAUUUUACACAAGCCAGCCAAAGAUUUUGUUUGUUUGUUUGAGCAGGUAAAAUAUAUGGCACCUGUAUUGUAGUUAUUUGAGGUUUAUUUCUUUAUGUCUGUAACCAGAGUUUUCAGGGGGUCUUCCCCAAUCAAAUCUAAUCUCUAACAAACUUGAACAAAUCCACAGCCUUUUGUUUCCUGUGGAAACAAAAGCAUAACUUCUUCCUCAAAGCAAUACAUUUUUUGAGUUCCAUUUUAAAUAAAGUUAAGGCAUUCUUAAAGUAUCUAUGCUGGUUUUUGUCAGCAGUCCCUUUCACAAUCCCAUGUCUCCCAGCAGCUGUCAGUUGCUUAUCAGCAAUUAAAAAAAAAAAAACAAAGACAACACAAUAACAUAAAGGAUCCCGACUCCCUGUGUAUUUCCUGUCUUUACAUGGCUUAUUCUUUUUUUAUUAUUUUACUCUUUCUUUAAAGACUUUAUUAUUUUUAAACUAUUUUUAUGACUGUCUAUACCCUCUUUCUUUUUUUUUCUUGCACCUAUACUCAUUGUUAAACACACUGUAUCCUGUUUAGAAGUUAUCCCACCUGAAACUGUUUUACUGUGUAUCUGUAACCUUUUCUGUCUGCAUGAGCAAAAUCUUAAAUGCAACUUAGCUCAUUGUAGCUAGCUCCACUCCCCUCAGUUUCCUGAGAGCUUAACCUCAUAGUGGAGGUAACAGUUGGAGCCAGGGUUACUGCCCAGCUCUGGGACGUUUCUGGGUCCAUGCUGCUGUAGGCAGCUACCUAGUCUCAUGCCACCAAGUAGCAUGCUGCCAAUUGCUCAUACACCCCAUUCAAGUGCUUAAGUAGCAGGGCUUCUUAAAGGAGCCAUGCCUCUGUAUACCACUAGCACUGAUCCUAUCUGAAAGACUGUGGCCACCAGGAAGGCAUGUUUGACUCUGUUCCAAACUCUUUUUUUUUUAAGCUUUUUCGGGCCUUAUGUGGAUAUAGAUGGUCCCACACUGGGUGCUGUAUGUUGCAAGUCUUUCUCUGUCCCACCAGUCAGCUCCCAAAUUAUGAUACAGAGAUUUCUUAUUAACUAUGAAAGCUAAUAGCUUAGACUUGUUUCUAACUAGUUCUUAUAACUUAAAUUAACCAAUAUCUUUUAAUCCACAUUCUUCUAUGUGGCUCUUUACUUUGUGAAGCCCAUGCUGCUAGCUCUGCAUCCCUGGCAUCUCCUUGCAACUCCUCCUUUCCUCUUCCCAGCAUUCUCUUUGCCCUGAAAAUCUUGCCUAGCUAUUGGCCAUUUAGCUUUUUAUUAAACUAAUCAGAGUGACACAUAUUCACAGUGUACAAAAAGAUUAUUCCACAACAGUUUGAGGCCAGCCUAGAAGGAGGACCAACCUAGAAAAACAACAAUAACAAAAGCACAGAGUGGACAUGCAUAGAGGUGCAUGGACACAAUGGAAUUUCAUGUCUCUGUAAAUAACAAAUCAUUAUAGUUAUAGGAAAAUGGAUGCAACUGGAAAUCAUGUUUGAUGAAAUGAGCCAUAAUCAGAAAGACAAAUACUGAAUGUUUUCUUUUGUGCAAAACUUAGAUUUUAAAUGAUAAAUAUUUGUGUACAUGUGUGUGUUUUAAUUUAUAUGUUUAGAGGUCAUAAAAUAUAAGGGACCAUAAGAGAGGAGGAAGCAAUCUUAAGAGAGAUCAAGAAUGUAAUACAUGUGACAUGGAAACAGAAGGGGAAAGAGAACCAAUCAGAAGGGGACAACAAGGGGGAGGGGCACAGGAAAAGUAACGAGUGAGUGAAUGAGAACAAAGUUUAAUUACUCAUGUGUAUGAAGAUGCCACAAUAAAACCCAUUGCUUUUUAUGUAAAUGUAAAAAAGCAAAAAAAUAGGACCAAUAAACUUAAAGUACACACUGAUUUACUAAUGACCUUAGUACAGAGUAAUACUGGAUUCUUGCUUUCUUUAUUUUUUUUUGGAUUUUCAAGACAGGGUUUCUUUGUGUAGCUUUGCUCUUUCCUGGAACUCAUGAUGUAGCUCAGGCUGGCCUCAAACUCACAGAGAUCCACCUGCCUCUGACCCCCGAGUGCUGGGAUUAAAGGCGUGCACCACCACUGCCAGGCCGUAAUUCUUAAAUGGAUUCUUAAAAUGGGAUUAGUAGUUGUGAUGGUUAAUCUCCAUUGUCAGCAUGAUGAGAUAUGGAGUCAACUUGGAGAUGGGCCUCUAGGCAUACCUGUAAGGGAGUAAUUUGAUUAGAUUAAUUGAAGUGAGAAGACCUUUCCACUAUGGGUGGCAUCAUUCUGUGCUGAGAAGAAUGUGUAUAGCCAAAUAUGAAGGUUAAUAUUGAUUGGAUGGAAUAUUCUGUAGGUAUAUGCUAACUCCAUCUGAUCUAUUGUAUAGUUUAACUCUGGUGCAUCUUGGUUGACUUUUAUUUUGGAUGACCUAUCUAUAUGAGAGUUUGGUAUUGAAUUCACGUACUAAUAUCAUAUGAGGACCUAUUUUCCCAUUUAAUGUUUAUUUUAUGAAGCUGGAGCCCCAACAUUUGGUGUGUUUGGUUUUAAAGCUCUUGAUAGAAUGUUUUCCAUCUUUUGAUUUUAUUAGCGAGGUGUAUUUCUCAGAGACAGUAUAGAGUUGGAUCUAGUUUUUUCUUAAAUAUAUGAAUAGAUUUUAUUUUCAUUUUAUAAGAAUUAUUUAGAGGUUGAAGUUUCCUAGAACAUUGAGAGGCAGGUACAGAGGUUUCAUUGUUCCCUUUCCCUAUCAUGUGUAGGCUUCUCCCACUGUCAACAUCCUCCAUCACAGUGGUGUAUUUGUUACAGUCCACACUGACACAUCCUCAUCCAAAGUCCACAUUGCACAUUAGUGUUCAUAAAACACCUGGUUGCCAGUAGAAAUCAGUCUCAUCAGGUUGUUUUUUGUAAUGCAGAUCUGAUCAAAUCACCUAGGUGGCCACCAAAACCUGGCCCCUCCACUGACUGGUUCUUGGAGACUCCUUUCACAUCUCCCAAGAAGACAGUCAAUACUGUCAAUGAAACCUCCUUUUUUUCCUUCCUCCUUCUUGUUUUUUUUUUUUUUAUUUAAUACAGGAUUUUAUCUGUAGCCCAGGCUACACUUAAACUUGCCCUCCCAACAGCCUCCCAAGUGCUGUAAUUACAUGUGUGUGCCAUCACACCAAACUAGGGUUCAUAUUUUGUAUUUACAUUUGGUGGAUUUUGAUGAAUGUGUAAUGACUUGUGUUCACCACUGAAAUACCAUAGAGAGUCAUUUCACAGCACCCAGUCCUCCUUGCUCUUCUGAGUUAUCUCUUCCUCCUUUCCAACCCCUGUCAAGCAAUGACCUUCCUCCAAUCUCCAUGGUGUUCCUUUUCAGUUUUUAAUCCAGUUAACCAGUCUGCAUCUCUUUGUUAGUGAGUUGAGUCAAUUACAUGUAGAUUUUUAUUGAGAAAUAUCUAUUAAUUUCUGUUAUUUUUGUCAGUUGGAUUAUUGUUUGUUCUUUAUGCUGUCCCAUGUUAGUAUCUGGUCUAUUUUGUUGGAUAUAAUGGACUCUUUCCAGAUUUCCUUUGUUCAGCUAGUCUGCCCAUGAAAUCUUCUUUCUUCUGCUUUAGUGAUUGAAAUUUCUUCUGUUGCUCAUAGUAUUCCUUUAGUGUCCUCUUCAGUGCUGGCUUGGUGGUCAGGAACUCCCUCAGUUGUGUUUAUCUUGAAAUGUCCUUAUUUCUUUUCAAAUUUAGAAGAUCACUUCGAUGGCAUAGUAGUCUAGACUGGAAAUUAUCUGCUUUUGAGACUUGCAAUAUAUCAUUUCCUGACUUCCUGGCUUUGAGGGUUGCUGAUGUUACUCUGAUGGUUUGUUUUUGUAGGUGAGUUUAUGUUUUUCCAUUACAGCAUUUAAUAUUGUUUUUUUGCUUUGUGUUUUUGACAUCUUGACUAUAAUAUGCAAUGGAGAGGAUCUUCUCUGGUCAUGUUUAUUUGGGGGUUCUGAAUGUCUUUGUGUUUGAAUGUCUGAAUGUCUUCUAGGUUGUAAUGUUUUUGAAUGGAUGUGCUGCACCUCUGAUGUUUACUUCACUCUUUCUAGGCCUGUGGGUUCUUGUCUUUGGUCUUUCACAGACAUUGUGGUCAUGCUCAUUUAUCUUUAGCUUAUUGGUGUCUGCAUGUAGUAUUUAUCCACCCUUCUCCAUCUGGUAGUCUUCUUCUACUUCCUUAGUCCAUUCUUCAUGCUUCCCACUGUGCUUUUUAUUUGAUUUAUUUUUUUCAGUUUCAACACUUUUGUCCCUCCUCAUCACAGUCUCAUUGCUUAGGUUUUCUCUCAUGUUGCUGAUUUUUUCAUCUGUCUUAUUAAUGACUUUAUCUAUAGGUAUUGAUGAUAUGUAUUGAAUUAAUCUGCCUUUGAGUAUCCUCUUUCAGGCCAUUGAUAAUGUUUUGUAUUGAUGAUAUGUAUUGAAUUAACCUGCCUGUGAGUAUCCUCUCUCAGGUCACUGAUAAUUUUUUUGCAAGAAAACUUCUAAAGUGUUUAUUUGAUAGUUUCAGAAUGUUGAGUUCAUCAGUUGAGUUAUGCUCUUUCAGGGAAAUUAUGCUGACUUCCUUUUUUAUCUUUCUAGUAUUUUGUAUUGUAGUCUUCACAUCUGCUACUUUGUAUGUCUGUCCUGGAUUUUGGAGAGGUGGUGAUGGUGGUGAAUUUCAGCAGCAGCUUAGACCAUAGGGAAAGUAAGUGCCAUGAGUUUACUGAUCUCUUUGCCAGUCUCUAAAACCUCAGAAAUCUGAUGCUACACUCCAUCUUUUUUCCUUUGUGAUUUUUGUUACAUGUUUAGUGGGAUUUAUACCAUGGUAGAAAACAGUGUAGACGUUACUAAGGAAAUUGAAAGUAGAACUACCAUUCAAUCCAACCAUAUCACUCUUGGGUAUAUAGACACAGAAGACAUCUACAGAAACAUUUGCACAUCCAUGAUUAUUGCUGUACUUACAUGGUGGCUAAGAAAAGAAAGCAUGCCAAUACCCAUCAACAGGAAUAGAUAAAGGAAAUGUGGAGCAUAUUCACAGUGGCAUUUGUUCAGCUUUAAAAAAUAAAGUCAUGACAUUUAAAAGGAAAAUUUUGGAAAUAGAAAUAGUUAAAUUGAGUGGCUUAAGACACAGUCAUAAGUAUAACUACUACAGGGGGCUGGCAUUCUUUCUCUCUCUCUCCUCAACCCAAAAGUAGAAAGUAGCCAAGAGGGGGAAGUGAGGGAGGUGGAAAAGGGCUGGGGGUAAAGAAACACAUAGAUGAAUAUAGAAAUGAGAAUUGUUUCGAGAUAAAGAAGAAGCAGGAGGAGGUAGAUAGAAGGGAUGGGGUAUCAGUUUGUAAGGGGGAUGAAUAGAAACAAAAUGUAUGUAUGAAAAUGUACUAAUGAAAUCUACUUCAUGUGCUUACUUGAAAAUUAAUAAAAAAAAUUACUAAGCCUUGUA
Peromyscus californicus insignis is the source of this 10266-nucleotide messenger RNA. It is a transcript of the gene Cers4, whose product is annotated as ceramide synthase 4. The record is from RefSeq and is a predicted model, not a curated record. The transcript is spliced from 11 exons. Gene Ontology annotation, biological process: ceramide biosynthetic process. NCBI's taxonomy places the organism in Eukaryota, Metazoa, Chordata, Mammalia, Rodentia, Cricetidae. Gene Ontology annotation, cellular component: membrane. Gene Ontology annotation, molecular function: sphingosine N-acyltransferase activity; DNA binding. Bases 276 to 1457 code for a protein of 393 amino acids.